Exophiala xenobiotica is the source of this 867-nucleotide messenger RNA. RefSeq lists its product as uncharacterized. Bases 1 to 867 code for a protein of 288 amino acids. The transcript has 2 exons. Lineage: Eukaryota; Fungi; Ascomycota; Eurotiomycetes; Chaetothyriales; Herpotrichiellaceae. The record is from RefSeq and is a predicted model, not a curated record.
AUGUUGCAGAUGCCGAUCCUUAGAACAUCGCGAAGUGCCGAACGGAAAAGUCGGGCCCAACAUUCUGCAAGUCCUGCUAGACAUGAAGUCUUUCCAAGUCACCGUGAUCAGUCGCAAGUCGUCGAAUCUACAUACCAACAAGCUGUCAAGGUUGAACAGGUUGACGACUCGCUGCCCAAGGACCAGCUUGUCGAGGCACUGCGAGGUCAACAUGCGCUUGUCAUUGCAUUUUCGGGCUCCCAAACGCAAAACUCGAUCAAGCUCGCUGAUGCAGCGUUCGAGGCCGGCGUCAAACAUAUCGUCCCUGCAGACUAUGGAAGCUGUGAUAGUAGUGACCCCAGGUCGCUCGAGCUUGUACCAUUGUACAAGAGUAAGAAAGAGGUAAGGGACUAUUUGAUCGGGCUUUCGCAAAGAUCAAGGCCUGAUGGGAGCCAUUUGACGUGGACGAGUCUGAUUACUGGGCAUUUCUUCGACUAUGGGCUCAAGUCUGGACUGCUCGCUGUGGAUAUCAAGGAGCAUAAAGCGAGGGUAUUCGAUGGAGGGAAUAUUAGGUUCUCGGCAUCGACACUGGCGGAUAUCGGUCUGGCUACGGCAAAGGUCCUUGGGAGGGUGGGUGAUGCGAGGCUCAGCAACAAGCUGGUCAACGCGCACAGCGUGGCAACGACACAGAAUGAGCUGAUUGGGAAAGUGGAGGGUGCGGUGGGGCCAAAGUUCGAGGUCGAGCAGGUCUCGUCGAACGAGUAUAUCAAGGAGCAGAAAGGGCUGUUGGCGGGAGAUGGGAGUCAAGACAGUGCUGCGAUUGAAGAGCUGGUCUCCGUGGAGGGGAUUGUUAUGCAGAUUGGGAGGACAAAGGGGAUCUGCUCGUAA